AAAUAUGGCCUCUGAUACGGUGAACUGUAACACACUGAAGGAGGGGUGUAUCACGCCAUUCACCGUUUGUUUAAUACACGCCUCUGUAAACAUUUAGCUACUUAACCUGUUAUAUCGGAUUUAUCAGGUAAAUUAAGCUAUAGAAAUAAGCCCUUCACGAAUUGAGUGUUUUGAUCACAGCUGGGGAUUUCGUCUAUAGCUACUUGGAUACGGAAAUAUAAGAAUGGUGGUGUUAUCCAAAGAUUAUGGAUAUGUGGCUAUCACUGGUUUUGCCAGUAUGAUCAUGAUUGGUCACCUUGCCUUAAAAGUUGGUAAAGCACGCAAGAAGUACAACGUUUGCUAUCCUCAGAUGUACAGUGACGACCCAGAGACUGGAAACAUCUUCAACUGUAUCCAACGGGCACACCAAAACACUCUGGAGUCGUACCCUACCUUCCUUUUCUGCCUCGCCGUGGGUGGGCUACAUAAUCCUCGGCUGGUCAGUGGUCUUGGGAUGGUAUGGGUUAUAAGCAGGGAGAUCUAUGCACAUGGGUACUCCACUGGAGAUCCCAAGAAAAGGAUGAGAGGCUCGUUUGGUAACCUGGCUCUGUUGGGCAUGAUGCUGACCACACUCAACUUUGGCAGAACCCUCUUGGGCUGGAGUGGGCCAAGGAGAUUCCCUGGGAGAUUCCCUGGGAUGAGGGGCGCUCCUUUACCCUCUGUGGCUUGAAGGUCCCAACUCAGAGAGAGUUCUACUGUCACUACAAGACAGGAGUGUUUUUUAUGUAUUGUUUUGUUGCCAUUGGUCCAUAUUUGGACUCCAGAAGGUCCAAAUAUGGAAAAACUGACUAUUGCAGUGUAAUCUUUAUUUAAGUGUCAAUAUCAAUAUACAUUUUGAUAUGAACACUUUUAAAUAAUUACAUAAUACAUUUUAAUAAUUACAUAUAAUGCCUAUAUGAAUGUACUAUAUGAAUGACAUUCCGUAUGUUACUUUGCUCUUGUUCAGUCAGCUUUCGUUCAGAAGGGGUGUGAGCUGGGUGGAGAUGCAGCCUGUUUGAGAGGGUGUGCAGGGAGACAUGGUUGUGUUCUGUGAGGGGUGUGGCUGUCCUCACUAAUCCAAGCUGCAUUGUCCAAAGUCCACUUUCACUUGUUUAAACACAUUCUGUGCAGGCAGUAUACAUAUAUACAAAAGAUAUUAAUCCAGCUACCUUUGAACAGACAUGAAUCAAAUGUGUGUUUUUCUUAACACAGGCUCAGUAGGAGGUUCAGUGCACAGAUGGAUUCUGGUUCAUUUUUGAUUCACCUUUCCAUAUUGCGUUUAUUCACAAACACAAUAAACAAACAGAUACAGAUCA
Molecule: messenger RNA, 1334 nt
Organism: Hypomesus transpacificus
Lineage: Eukaryota; Metazoa; Chordata; Actinopteri; Osmeriformes; Osmeridae
Product: microsomal glutathione S-transferase 3-like
Exons: 6
Coding region: 224-709 (161 amino acids)
Cellular component (GO): nuclear envelope; membrane; endoplasmic reticulum
Molecular function (GO): glutathione peroxidase activity; glutathione transferase activity
Source: RefSeq, a predicted model, not a curated record